ACAUGCAUACGGAGAUGUAAUCCCCCUAAGGGACAAGGGAAGAUUGACUGUAUUGGUGGAACAUAUGUGGGGAAUCAUACCGUUUGUAAUAAGACAAUAGACAUUGGGACUUCAAUCUCUGUUAAUACUACAGCAUGGCCAGUGCCGGAAGGGAGAGGGUGGUACUGGCUAUGCAACGACACUGCUCGGAAAGUGUUACCUGGAGAUUGGAUGGGAACAUGUACCUUGGGAGCAGUGAUUCCAAAUAUAACUAUACAUAAUUCCCCACUAAAAGGAACACCUCUCCUAAGGGCUAAACGAGAUAUUGAAAAUCCUUUAGUAAGAAGGCCCACUGCCUUCCAUAGUUUUGCCCGGUGGUUCCUUCCAUGGUUGGGAGUAAGUGAACUGGAAAAAGCCAUUGUCAAUAUAUCAGCAGUAAUAGAGAACAUCGAAAAUCGGACAAUAGAUGCGAUAAAAGCACUACAACUAGAGGUAUCUAGCCUGUCUCAGGUCGUGUUACAAAAUAGAAUGGCAUUAGAUAUGUUGUUGGCCUCCCAAGGUGGAGUAUGUACGAUCGUUAAUGCUAGUUGUUGUAUGUAUAUAGAUCAAAGUGGAAGAAUUUCUACAGACCUGGAAGAGAUUAAGAAACAAACUGCAGUUUUACACGAGGUAACGAGAGAUGACCUAACAUGGGGGUUUGAAGAGAUGUGGAACAAAUUAACAUCAUGGUUACCUAAUUUUGGUUGGUUAAAGCAAAUUUUUGUUAUGAUCAUUGUCCUUUUGGCAUUGGGAAUAUUGAUCUGUAUCAUGAUAAAAUGCUUUAUGUGGCACUGUCAAAAUACUGUAAAAAGCUAUGAAGAUUGGAAACGAAACAAAAUAAGACACCAAUUAGAAACAGGGAAAUACUUUGAAUCUUUCAAAGAAGAUGAAAAUCUGUGA
Aquila chrysaetos chrysaetos is the source of this 918-nucleotide messenger RNA. Its product is annotated as syncytin-2-like. NCBI's taxonomy places the organism in Eukaryota, Metazoa, Chordata, Aves, Accipitriformes, Accipitridae. The record is from RefSeq and is a predicted model, not a curated record.